GAAGAUCUUCUGGCAGAAAAACAAACAUCUCCUUAGGGGGUGAGAGGGAUAUGGGGGUGGGGGUUGACCUUUUAUAUUGUGUACCAGGUGUACAAAAUCUCGGUACACAUAGCAUUUUCCUUUUUUUUUACAUAUAAUAACAGAAAAAUCUCUUCAGAAUUCCAAAUCAGAUCUGAUUGGGUGGCCGAAAGAGCGACGACAACAUGGAUGAAGAGGAGCACGAGGUCUACGGAGGAGAAAUCCCCGUCGAAGGCGAAGAAAUCGAGCAUCACGGCGCCGAUGUCGAUAUGGCGGCCGCCGACGAUGACGCCGUCAAGCUCCAGGAAUUGGAUGAGAUGAAGAAGCGGCUGAAGGAGAUGGAGGACGAGGCUGCUGCUCUUCGGGAGAUGCAAGCCAAAGUUGAGAAGGAGAUGGGCGCUGCUCAAGAUCCGGCAAGUGCUGCUUCUCAGGCAAACAAGGAAGAACUUGAUUCACGAUCAAUCUUUGUGGGCAAUGUUGAUUAUGCAUGCACACCAGAGGAAGUUCAGCAGCACUUCCAGACAUGCGGUACUGUGAAUCGAGUUACUAUUCUAACAGAUAAGUUUGGUCAGCCUAAAGGCUUUGCAUAUGUGGAGUUUCUUGAGCAAGAAGCCGUUCAGGAGGCACUUCAGUUGAAUGAGUCUGAGCUGCAUGCACGUCAGUUGAAGGUCAUGCCCAAGAGAACCAAUGUUCCCGGAAUGAAACAAUUUCGAGGAAGACGAUUCAAUCCUUAUAUGGGGGGAUACAGGUUUAGGAGGCCUUAUGUACCUGCUCCAUACUUCUACCCCCCUUAUGGAUAUGGGAAGGUGCCUAGGUUCAGGAGACCAUCGCCAUACACUCCAUACUGAAGAAGCAAGACAUAAAAGAACAUAUGUGUAACCACUUGGCUUUCAUUAUUAAGCCUUCUGUUCUUUGUGCCAUUUAAUAAUGUUAACCCACGCCUAUCCCUUACAAUUUCCUCUUUUUCCCCCUGGUGAACUUUAUAUAUAUAUUUGGUCAUCUUUCUGUACCUUGGAGAAUUUUCCUCAUAGUUUGAAGAACAUUUUAUUCAUCCACCCUUUCCUGUUAAUUUUACCUAGCAGUAAAAGUCUUCAUUUUGG
Messenger RNA from Cuscuta campestris, 1118 nucleotides. NCBI's taxonomy places the organism in Eukaryota, Viridiplantae, Streptophyta, Magnoliopsida, Solanales, Convolvulaceae. The record is from the annotation of a GenBank genome assembly.